This is a messenger RNA of Blastocystis hominis, 345 nucleotides long. RefSeq lists its product as hypothetical. Lineage: Eukaryota; Bigyra; Opalinata; Blastocystidae. Bases 1 to 345 code for a protein of 114 amino acids. The record is from RefSeq and is a predicted model, not a curated record. The transcript is spliced from 4 exons.
AUGAACACUGCCUCGAUGAAAGCAAAGCAGGCCAGGAGACUGGCUAAGGAACUGGAAAAUGCCCAAAAGUGCACGAACCCUUAUAUCUGGUUCCGCCCUCUUCCUGACAACCAGCUGAUUUGGCACUUUACCAUUCGUGGUCCCGACAAAUCUCCUUACGAAGGAGGUGUGUAUCAUGGUCGCAUCGAGCUGCCCGAUAAUUUCCCGUUCUCUGCUCCGAACUUUUAUAUGAUGACUGAGAACGGCCGUUUCAAGAUUAAUCAGAAAAUUUGCUUCAACAUUUCUGCAUAUCACAACGAGUCCUGGCAAGCUGCGACCUCCAGUGAUAUCUUUGAUUUUUAUUGA